Sitophilus oryzae (rice weevil) is the source of this 1992-nucleotide messenger RNA. RefSeq names its product nucleoporin NDC1 (gene Ndc1). The transcript has a single exon. Bases 202 to 1902 code for a protein of 566 amino acids. Gene Ontology annotation, biological process: nuclear pore organization. Gene Ontology annotation, molecular function: protein-macromolecule adaptor activity. Gene Ontology annotation, cellular component: nuclear pore transmembrane ring. The record is from RefSeq and is a predicted model, not a curated record. Lineage: Eukaryota; Metazoa; Arthropoda; Insecta; Coleoptera; Curculionidae.
AAUUGACAUUGACAGACUUUCAAACCUUUCAAAUAAAUGUCAACGGAAAAUAGUUAAUUACAGCGGUAAAAUUGUUUUUAACGCCACACAAAUUUAAAUGUUACUUACCUUAUUGUGUAAUAUUUAGAGAAGAAAUUAACUAUACUGUAUUGACAUUUUGAGUGGAGUCUUUUUACCGGCUUUGGAGAAAAACGGGUCAAAAUGAACUAUAACCUAACAGUGCCCGGGAGUUUUACUUAUAAAGACUUGCUUCUGCGAAAGUUGUCCUAUGCAGUUAUUUCCAGUGUGUUAACUCAAUUAUUUAUUUUAUUUAUAUAUGUAUUUCUUAGCAAUAUCGACUUACUUCAUCCAAUACAAUGGGGUUUUUCAACGCUUCGUAUACUCACAUCUUUCAGCACAUGGAUUUUUAUGUUACCAUUUUUAACGAUCAUUUUUGCACAGAGUCUAAUUUGUGCGAAGGACUAUGUUAUCAAGACGUCAUACUGUUCAACAAGAUUUCAAAAAUUCCUUUCCACCUUCUCAGUGCAUAAUCUAAUAUUAUGUUUGCUUCAUGUUAUUGCUGGUGCUGUGCUCAUAUGGUUGUUUUUAUCUAUAUCUGGAGGCAAAUAUAACAAUCUGACCGAGAAUUGUAAGGGUUUGGUAUAUUGUUUAAAUGAAGGAGCCUUUUUUCUGGUUUUAAGUGGAUUUUGGACUGGUUUUUAUUUUUUCAUGAAGGUAUACAUAGCAGAAAAAAAUUUGACAUUCCCAGUAAUACAUCAGCGCAAAUUUUUACAGUUUAAAUCUCAGUUAGGAUCUAUCGUACAAGAUUCAAUAACUCAUUCUUUUUGGCCGUCUAUAUAUUUUGCAUUCUUAUAUUACCUUCAAGGAGACUCCUGGGUAGAAGGCUUUAAGAGUAUUUUUGGCUUAUUGGAAUAUGAAGUAAAGCCAAAUGUAUGGAUAUACUUUUACUUAUGGUUCUUUAAUGCUCUGUACUAUUUCAAUAUGAACUUAAUGAGGUUCUAUUUCAACUUAUUCUUAACAGAACCAGUACAGUUUCCUUUAGUGAAAGAUCAUUCUGAUAGUUUAACAUUGCAAGAAAGUAUCAUAAACUAUGAGUGGCCUAUAGUUCAGAAUUUAGCAUGUUUAGAUCUCCAUUUACUUGCACAAUGGUCAGCAAUCAGAAGACAAGUGUUUUUUACACUUUCCAAUCCGGGAGGCCAUCCACACAAUUGGAAUUUCUUAGUGGAAAACGUUAUGAAACUUGUAAAGGAAUACACCAACUUACUGAACAAAACUAUAGAUGUACCCGAACAAAAUACAAAACCUUCAAUAAUCCAAGCACCUAUAAUACAGAGUCCUGAUAGAUUUAGAAACUUAAGAAAUAUGGCUCUUUAUGACCAAGACGAUUUUAAUAUAAUAGAAGUUUCACAAGUCCCAGCAGUUAAGUUUUCUAUCUCAGACAAUCUUAUUUCCAAGUUAUCUGCCAGGCUAUCAAGCACUAUUGAAUUUGUUAAAGUGAUUUUGGGAAUCAAGUUUUUAUUUGGGGAAUUACCGCAAGCUAAUGUAAGGAAGUGUUUAGCUAAUGGACAUUUAAUUAUCUGGGCUUCACAGGGAAUAGCAGAUAUUGUUAGUUUUUCACUGACAGAGGAUAAAUUCGGCAUUGUACAGAAGGACCUUCCAGUUAUUAUAUCCAGUCUUGUUAAUCUGAAACAAAGUCUUGAAAAACUGAACAAAGUUCCAGCAUUGACUCGAAAGAUGGUGGGCUAUGAUGAUUUUAAUUAUCAAAUGAAAGGGGCUGUAACUGCAGCUGUAAAGAGAAGCCUUUUUAACAUAUGUAGAACUUUUGGGGGAUAUUUACAUGACAUUCCUCUCAAUAAAGAGGUACUCCAAUAUCUGCGAACACACAUAAUUUGUAAAAGUUAAAUGAUUUUGUACUCUUUUAUUUAUAUGUGGACUGUUAUUAGAUUUCUAUUUUGUCAGUAAAAAUUAAAAUAUGUUAUUUUUUCUAAUUGA